Molecule: messenger RNA, 1744 nt
Organism: Colias croceus (clouded yellow)
Lineage: Eukaryota; Metazoa; Arthropoda; Insecta; Lepidoptera; Pieridae
Product: phospholipase A1-like
Exons: 2
Coding region: 24-1097 (357 amino acids)
Biological process (GO): lipid metabolic process
Molecular function (GO): lipase activity
Source: RefSeq, a predicted model, not a curated record
ACCGUGUUCGCAGAGGGCCUGCCAUGCACCACUUAAAUUUGAUUGUGCUCUUGAUAGCCACGCGCUGUCUGAUACUGCGCGAGGUUGCCGCGCAAACCGAGACCGAUUUUAAUUUCGCUGAAACCGUUUAUGCAAAAAUAUCCGGGGCAUGCAGAGCGAUUAUGAACCUGCAGAUUGACUCGAUGAAUAGCCAGAACGAUAUAUUGAAGACGAUGAAGAUAUUCUUUCUAAACGGUGAUGAGAUGAGCAAUUACCCCAUCGACACAGCGUACAAAGCUCUCAUCAAGCCGAACGUGUUUGACAUAACGAAGCAAACCAAAAUUAUCAUUCACGGAUAUCGGGACAGUGCUCAAUCUUCAGUGUCACUAGAUUUAGCUAAAGCGUACAACGAGAAGAAAAUGUUCAAUGUUCUUUUAGUGGAUUCAGAACAAAUGAUGAAUAAAAGAUAUAUGUUAUCUGUGCAUAACGCCCGUUUAAUUGGGAAGAGACUGGCUAAUCUCUUGGCGAACUUGGAAGACUUCGGGGCGAGCGCUGUAGAUUUUCAUUUGCUCGGAAUAAGUUUGGGAGCGCACACGGCGGGGUGGGCGGGGAAAUAUUUCCAAAAAUACAAAAUGCGUAAGCUGGGUCGGAUCACUGGUUUGGACCCCGCGGGACCGUGCUUUUCGUCUGCAUAUUCUGAUCAACGAUUAGACAAAUUGGACGCUGAUUAUGUCGAUGUGAUUCAUACGAAUAAAUUAGUGCAAGGUAUAACGGAAGCUUUGGGGCACGCGGACUUUUACGUGAACGGCGGGGGGCCGAUGCAACCUGGCUGUUUGAUGCCCUCCUGCAGUCACCUGCGUGCGACGAAACUUUACGUUGAAAGUGUUGAAGCUCCUAAAUCGUUAAUCGGCGUACGGUGCAAAAGCUUGAAGCAUUUUGAAUCUAAUGCCUGUGAAGAUAAAGACUUCGCAGUUCUCGGGUACGGCUCUUCAUCGUCGACGCGAGGUCUUUAUUUUUUGCGGACGUCAGCGGAUCCUCCGUUCGGCCUUGGUACGGAUGGAACUAAAAAUAAUGAGAGGUCAACGAACUCUUGGGAAACUCUCAUUAAGAAUUUUUAGCUCAAUUAGUUAGAACGUUUUUUCAGAUGCCAUAAUAAUCCGUUUAGAGUGAUUGUCCUUCACGUGAGAUUGAAUAGAUCAAAUUAACUUUUUUGUAAAAUUUUGCAGUAAACUUAGUAUGAAAAACAAAAUAACUUUAUAGUUAAUAUACAGUAUGAGCAAUGUUCCAUUAUAGUAAUUAAGUCUAUAUAGUUAUAAGAAGAUGUGAUUAGUAUAUUAUUUAAAUUAACUUUUUAAUAUAAUAAUAUAUAAAGGUGUGCAAUCACCAAGACGAAAAAAACUAUAUUUUUUUAGAAUUAAUUUAUGAAAUUUUUUUAGCACAUCUUGCACGCAUUUUGAAUACUCAAAUGUAGCAAAAAGCCUGAUACGUUUUUUAACGCGAAACUGCCCAACGGACCGUGACUCAAAUUAGUUUCGAUUUUAAUACCCAUUUGUAAAUAAUUGACUGCAAAACAAAUGACGCUCUUUGCUUGCGUCACAGUUUCAUAACUAGUGCUUGCCGCGACGAAUGCAAAGCCCCAUUGACAUCGCAGCACGAAGAAAUGUAAGGGCUUGUACAUAUUAAUAUAAAUAUAAGUGAGCUUUCGCAUAAACUGACUCCGAAAUUAAUGUGCAACAAAACCAAUUUUUUGGGAACAAACAAUUGA